This is a messenger RNA of Anopheles marshallii, 1605 nucleotides long. It is a transcript of the gene CCT2, whose product is annotated as T-complex protein 1 subunit beta. Gene Ontology annotation, biological process: protein folding. Gene Ontology annotation, cellular component: cytosol; chaperonin-containing T-complex. NCBI's taxonomy places the organism in Eukaryota, Metazoa, Arthropoda, Insecta, Diptera, Culicidae. The transcript has a single exon. Bases 1 to 1605 code for a protein of 534 amino acids. The record is from RefSeq and is a predicted model, not a curated record. Gene Ontology annotation, molecular function: ATP-dependent protein folding chaperone; ATP binding; ATP hydrolysis activity.
AUGGUGUCUCUCAAUCCGGUUCGCAUUCUGAAACAUGAAGCCGAGGAGGAAAAGGGCGAAAUUGCCCGUCUGUCCUCGUUUGUGGGCGCCAUCGCCAUCGGAGACCUCGUGAAAAGCACCCUCGGUCCGAAGGGUAUGGACAAGAUAUUGGUCGCAAAUGGUCGCAAUGCGGGACAGAUUGAGGUAACGAACGAUGGGGCGACGAUUCUGCGUGCGGUCGGUGUGGACAACCCGGCAGCGAAAAUUCUCGUCGAUAUGUCACGAGUGCAGGACGACGAAGUUGGAGAUGGUACCACAUCCGUCACGGUGUUUGCCGCCGAGCUGAUACGGGAGGCGGAGAAACUGGUGGAACAGAAGCUCCACCCACAGACGAUUGUUGCCGGAUGGCGUCAGGCGACGGAAGUGGCUCGUACCGCACUGCAAGGAGCUGCCACCGACAACUCAGCCAACCAGGAACGUUUCCGGGAAGAUUUGCUAAACAUUGCCCGUACAACACUGAGCUCGAAGAUUCUGUCCCAGCACAAGGAACAAUUCGCAAAGCUGGCUGUUGAUGCGGUAUUGCGUCUGAAGGGAUCCGGUUCACUAACGGCGAUCCAACGCAUUAAGAAACUCGGCGGUUGUUUGGAGGAAUCGUUCCUGGACGAUGGUUUCCUGCUGGACAAAAAACCCGGUGUCCAUCAACCGAAGACGGUGAAGAACGCCAACAUUCUGAUCGCCAACACACCGAUGGACACGGAUAAGAUUAAGGUUUUCGGUUCCUCCAUAAAGGUGGACUCGAUGUCGAAGAUUGCCGAGCUGGAGGUGGCCGAGAAGGAAAAGAUGAAACAAAAGGUUGAAAAGAUCCUAUCGCACAACAUCAACGUGUUUAUCAACCGUCAGCUGAUCUACAACUACCCGGAGCAGCUGUUUGCCGAUGCGGGCGUGAUGGCAAUUGAGCAUGCCGAUUUCGACGGUAUCGAACGGUUGGCUCUUGUGACUGGAGGUGAAAUUGUGUCCACGUUUGAUAAUCCCAAUCUGGUGAAGUUGGGCAAAUGCGACCUGAUCGAACAGGUAAUGAUCGGUGAAGACACACUGUUGCGCUUCUCGGGUGUCCAACUCGGUGAAGCUUGUACGGUUGUCAUCCGUGGUGCGACACAGCAGAUCAUCGACGAGGCAGAACGUUCGUUGCACGAUGCACUUUGUGUCCUGGCCGCUACCGUGAAGGAAUCGCGUGUUGUUUAUGGAGGCGGUUGCUCCGAGACGCUAAUGGCAACGGCCGUCUUCAAACUAGCCGCCGAAACUGCCGGCAAGGAAUCGAUGGCUAUCGAAUCGUUUGGCCGUGCCCUGAUGCAGCUUCCGACGAUUAUCGCUGACAAUGCCGGGUACGACUCGGCCCAGCUGGUGUCGGAACUGCGGGCCGCACAUUCGCAGGGCAAAAACACGAUGGGUCUGGACAUGACCGGCGGUAAAGUGGGCUGCAUGAAGGAGCUGGGCAUCACGGAAUCGUUUGCCGUUAAGCGACAGGUGCUAAUGUCGGCUGCCGAGGCGGCCGAAAUGAUUCUGCGUGUGGACAACAUCUUAAAGAGUGCUCCACGCCGUCGCGUACCGGAUCGUGGCUAUUGCUAG